Molecule: messenger RNA, 1161 nt
Organism: Exophiala aquamarina CBS 119918
Lineage: Eukaryota; Fungi; Ascomycota; Eurotiomycetes; Chaetothyriales; Herpotrichiellaceae
Exons: 2
Coding region: 1-1161 (386 amino acids)
Biological process (GO): positive regulation of transcription by RNA polymerase II
Cellular component (GO): nucleus
Molecular function (GO): DNA-binding transcription factor activity; transcription cis-regulatory region binding
Source: RefSeq, a predicted model, not a curated record
AUGAUCUCGGUCGAUGGCGCUGAAAAUCCGUGGAAGACCAUAUAUCCUUUCAUUGCUCUGCACGACACAUCCGCCGCGAACACGAGUCUUUAUCAUGCUCUCUUGGCGCAGUCCGCGUUCCACCUUUCUAACUUACAUUUACCCAAAAGUGCAGAGAGCAGGCGAAAUCGGCAGAGGGGACUUGAACACUAUGUUGAAUCACUCAUACAACUGCAAGAGAGUCUCAAGUCCACAAUCACCGACUUCGAUGCUCCAAUUGCCACACUGAUGACAUUGACCAUGGUUGAGGGUGUUUACGCCGCUGAGAGUCAACAAUGGCGCUGCCAUAUCGAAGGCGCAGUGUCUGUUCUAGCAGAGACCAUGAAGAGAAUACCAAGGCUCGUCUCAACGAAUGCGUGGAUAUUAGCUCAAAGUUUGGUCCUUUUGUUCGAACUAGCACAAACCAGUCGGCCUCACAUGGAUAGGCUCUCGAAUGCAAUGGAUGGCCUAAGAGAGUUCGUGUCCUCAAAGCCCAUAUUCGGAUACACCGUCGGAGCGAGUCGGGACGUCCUUUGCUCCAUUGCCGGAAUUCACGCCGUUAGGACGAAAAUGGAAGAUGGUCUGAAGCGCAACGAUGCCAUUGAAUCUGUCACGCCACUUCUUGAGAGUCUGCAAUCUGAAGAGUCUGAUUCUGACCUGCCGCAGUUUCUACUGGAACAUCAUCACGGUCCCGGUACCACCACGGAUAGCAGAAUCCUACCCAUGAAGUCGGUUCGCCAACUGGAAAUGCUUCACCGCCGCAUAUUUCGCAAUGCAACCAUCAUAUAUCUUCACCGGACGAUCUUCAACUCGCACCCGUUGAUGCUUGAAGAUUAUGUGGACCGCGUGUUGGAUGACACAAUUGCAUUCCUCGAUCAUCAUGGCGGUAGCGUCGCUCCGUGGCCUGUCUUUAUGGCUGCGAUAGAUGCAUACAAGGGAUCGGCUCAAACGAAAGUCUCCAGAUGGCUGGAGUAUUCCUGUGCCUUGGGCAUCCAUAAUCGGUAUGCGUUUAAGCAGAUAAUUGAGGACGUCUGGGCCGAAAGAGAAAACCGAGCGAGCUUAUCCAAGAUUGAACCACACCAAAUCAUUGUGGACUGGAAGCAGAUUCAGAAGAAGCUCGGCAUAGAUGUGCUUUUAUUAUAA